Molecule: messenger RNA, 1564 nt
Organism: Monopterus albus (swamp eel)
Lineage: Eukaryota; Metazoa; Chordata; Actinopteri; Synbranchiformes; Synbranchidae
Product: ras-related protein ORAB-1-like
Exons: 7
Coding region: 324-935 (203 amino acids)
Molecular function (GO): GTPase activity; GTP binding
Source: RefSeq, a predicted model, not a curated record
CUGCUGGGGCCGGAAGUUGUGUGUAACGUGCAGCUGUGUGAGCCGGGCAGUGUGUGACUCCUCUGUGCCACGUUUCACUUAAUGACGUAAUCUUCCUAAGGUCUGACAGGUCGCCGCUGCAGUAACGUUAACGACACUCAGAGACAGAGAGAGCUGCGCUGCCAUUUUGGAUUUUUCCAGAGAAACAACUAGCCGGCCGUGCUUUGGGGAGCAGAGUAAGCUAACGCUAGCCGCUGUUCAUAUUUCCAUAACAUUGCGGUUUAUCUGCAGACAAGAAAAAUAGACCUUUUUCAAGAGGGGACACGCCAUACAUCGAGUCAACAAUGAAUCCAGAAUAUGACUAUUUAUUCAAGCUGCUCCUGAUUGGUGACUCUGGUGUUGGGAAGUCUUGCCUCCUUCUCCGAUUUGCUGAUGACACGUACACAGAAAGUUACAUUAGCACUAUUGGUGUGGACUUCAAAAUACGAACCAUAGAGCUAGAUGGGAAAACCAUUAAACUUCAGAUUUGGGAUACGGCGGGUCAGGAGAGGUUUCGUACAAUCACAUCCAGCUACUACAGAGGCGCUCAUGGUAUCAUUGUAGUGUACGAUGUCACAGACCAGGAGUCCUUCAACAAUGUCAAACAGUGGCUACAGGAGAUUGACCGCUAUGCCAGUGAAAAUGUAAACAAGCUGCUGGUUGGGAACAAGUGUGACCUGACAACAAAGAAGGUGGUGGAUUACACAACAGCAAAGGAGUUUGCAGACUCUCUAGGCAUCCCCUUUUUGGAAACUAGUGCCAAGAACGCUACCAAUGUGGAGCAGGCCUUCAUGACCAUGGCUGCUGAAAUCAAGAAGAGGAUGGGCCCUGGGGCCACAGCCGGAGGAGGGGAGAAGUCCAAUGUGAAGCUGACCCCCGGCACUACUGUCAAGCCUUCAUCAGGAGGGUGCUGCUGAGAAAGAAACCACUUCCACUUUGACUCCAGCUUACCCUGCGGGCCUGUCGGCCCGGCUGUCAUCCUCCUGUAAACUCCACUGUGUACCUGCAAAGUUCCCUUAAAACAGACAGGACAGGAAAGGCACGAGUCACAUGUGUUGCCUGUAUUUGUACUGUACAUAGUGUAGCCGCACUACCAAAAACAAAUCGAGCAUCCUUCUUGAUAUACCCCCCAUUAGACCUCAGAGACGACUUUAUUUGGCCCUCUGAAAGCAGGUUCAUGAGAGGAGUGUGUGUUUCUUUACAUUCCUACAGCAGGGGUGGCAAAUGAAUCAGUUUCUUUCAGGUUUCUGUUUGUAUGGACCUCUUCUGUUUCUCAUUUCCCUGUGAUUAUGUUGCUCUUUGCAUCAGAAUGUGUCUGUCAGUCUGUCCCCAUUUGAAGAUUGUUUUUUUUUUUAUUAAUUGUCUCAACCUCUGCACAGCAGUGUCUCACUGUCCAGCAUCUAAAAUCUAGUGCAACAGUAUAUGUACAUAAACAUUGUGUGUAUAAAUAUAUAUAUGUAAGAUCUGAUUUACCAGUUCUGUAGUGUUCAGUUGGGAAAGUCUUGACUCUUUCUCUCUGCAUUAAAUUUGUGGCUAAAGACAAUUG